GGCGCCACGCGCAGCGCAACCAACUUCACGUCCAGCUGUCAUUUCUUUCUCUUUUUCGCCUCCACCGACGAGUUGCGGUCGCUAGAUUUGUAAAUUUCUACAAAAAAAACCAUUAAAAUGGAGAACGACGCCGGUGAGAAUGUUGAUCUGUACGUGCCCCGCAAAUGCUCGGCGUCCAACAGGAUCAUCCAUGCCAAGGAUCACGCCUCCGUGCAGCUGUCCAUCGUGGAUGUGGACCCCGAGACCGGUCGCCAGACCGACGGUUCCAAGACCUACGCCAUCUGCGGCGAGAUCCGUCGCAUGGGCGAGUCCGACGACUGCAUCGUGCGUCUGGCCAAGAAGGACGGCAUCAUUACCAAGAACUUCUAAGCGUGGCGUACCCAUAGCUAGAUUUUGAUUUGGUAAUAAAGCGAUUUCCCUUUGUAAUUUAACGUA
Drosophila sechellia is the source of this 435-nucleotide messenger RNA. RefSeq names its product ribosomal protein S21 (gene RpS21). Lineage: Eukaryota; Metazoa; Arthropoda; Insecta; Diptera; Drosophilidae. Gene Ontology annotation, cellular component: ribosome. The transcript is spliced from 4 exons. Gene Ontology annotation, biological process: translation. Gene Ontology annotation, molecular function: structural constituent of ribosome. The record is from RefSeq and is a predicted model, not a curated record. The coding region runs from base 118 to 369 and encodes 83 amino acids.